AUGGAGCCGCCCCGUGGCGCUUCCCGCGCUCCCCUGGCCCUCAUCCUCCUCCUCCUCCUCGCGCUGACGGCGGCGCUCGCCCCCGGCCGCGCGGCCGCCACCGGCGUCUUCGAGGUGCGCCGCAAGUUCCCGCGCCACCACGGAGGCGGCGCCGGCGGGGGCAAGCACCUGGCGGACCUCCGGGAGCACGACGCUCGCCGCCACGGCCGCUCCCUCGCCGCCGCCGUCGACCUGCCCCUCGGCGGCAACGGCCUCCCCACCGAGACCGGGCUCUACUUCACGCAGAUUGGGAUCGGCACGCCGGCCAAGAGCUACUACGUGCAGGUGGACACCGGCAGCGACAUACUCUGGGUCAACUGCGUCUCCUGCGACACCUGCCCCCGCAAGAGCGGCCUCGGGAUAGAGCUGACGCUGUACGACCCCAGUGGAUCGUCGAGCGGCACCGGGGUCACGUGCGGCCAGGAGUUCUGCGUCGCUACUCACGGCGGCGUGCUCCCAUCCUGCGUCCCCGCCGCGCCGUGUCAGUACAGCAUCUCAUACGGAGACGGAAGCUCCACCACUGGGUUCUUUGUCACGGACUUCUUGCAGUACAACCAGGUGUCCGGCAAUAGCCAAACCACCUUGGCCAAUACAAGCAUCACGUUUGGGUGUGGUGCUAAGAUUGGUGGAGAUUUGGGGUCGUCAAGCCAGGCCCUUGACGGGAUUCUUGGAUUUGGUCAGUCAAAUUCAUCCAUGCUGUCGCAGUUAGCGGCUGCAGGAAAAGUGAGGAAGGUCUUCGCACAUUGCUUGGACACCAUAAAUGGUGGAGGAAUUUUUGCUAUUGGGGAUGUCGUGCAGCCGAAAGUUAGCACAACGCCGUUGGUGCCCGGCAUGCCGCAUUACAAUGUCAACUUGGAAGCAAUUGAUGUUGGUGGUGUUAAGCUACAGCUUCCAACUAAUAUUUUUGAUAUAGAGGAAAGUAAAGGUACCAUUAUUGACAGUGGAACAACAUUGGCGUAUCUACCACAGGUGGUUUAUAAUGCUAUAAUGUCUAAGGUAUUUGCUCGGUAUGGAGAUAUGCCCUUAAAAAAUGAUCAAGAUUUCCAAUGUUUCAGAUAUUCUGGAAGUGUAGACGAUGGAUUUCCUAUAAUCACCUUUCACUUUGAGGGCGGCCUUCCACUGAAUAUUCAUCCACAUGACUAUCUUUUUCAAAAUGGGGAGCUGUACUGCAUGGGGUUCCAGACUGGUGGAUUACAAACCAAGGAUGGAAAAGAUAUGGUGCUUUUGGGAGAUCUAGCAUUUUCAAACAGGCUGGUUCUUUAUGAUUUAGAAAAUCAAGUUAUUGGAUGGACCGAUUACAACUGCUCCUCCAGCAUUAAAAUCAAGGAUGACAAGACUGGAUCAAUAUACACUGUGAACGCGCAUGAUAUCUCAUCUGGAUGGAGAUUUCAGUGGCACAAGUCCUUGUUUGUAUUGCUAGUAACGGCGCUGUGCAGCUAUACAAUGUUCUAA
Molecule: messenger RNA, 1491 nt
Organism: Triticum turgidum subsp. durum (durum wheat)
Lineage: Eukaryota; Viridiplantae; Streptophyta; Magnoliopsida; Poales; Poaceae
Source: the annotation of a GenBank genome assembly